Molecule: messenger RNA, 672 nt
Organism: Drosophila obscura
Lineage: Eukaryota; Metazoa; Arthropoda; Insecta; Diptera; Drosophilidae
Product: mitochondrial intermembrane space import and assembly protein 40
Exons: 2
Coding region: 105-593 (162 amino acids)
Biological process (GO): protein import into mitochondrial intermembrane space
Cellular component (GO): mitochondrial intermembrane space
Molecular function (GO): protein-disulfide reductase activity
Source: RefSeq, a predicted model, not a curated record
CCAAGAGUUCGUUGAGCGCGCGCGUAUCGCUAUAACUUUGAUAGGCCACUACCAGGAGGUGCCUUGUCACUUUCAGGUGAAAGCAAGGAACUUUCGGCAUCAGGAUGUCAUUUUCAUUUUGCAAACAGUUCGGCAAGGACAAGGUUAUCUUCGUUACCAAGGAAGACCAUGCGACGCCCAGCACAAUUGAGCUACCGGCGCCAGAGCCGGCAGAGGGCGUAAUCACAAAGGACGGCAACAUCAACUGGAGCUGUCCCUGCCUGGGCGGCAUGGCCACGGGACCGUGCGGCGUUGAUUUUCGCGAGGCAUUUAGUUGUUUUCAGUACAGCAAUGCAGAUCCCAAGGGAUCCGACUGCUUCGAGGCAUUCACCAAAAUGCGCGACUGCUUCCAGCAAUAUCCCACCGUCUACAACAAAGCCAAUGGCGGCGUUGAUGACGACGAUGAUGAUCCUCUAUCUGAUGCCCUACCCGUUGACAAUUCGACUGGAGUUCCAGUCAAGGAGGAGGAUCAGCCCGCAGACAGUGGGGCACCUGCCCCAUCUGCCGAAGAGUUGCCGCCGCAGACCAGCUCGGCGGUAGAGAAGGCUCAAUAAGAGAGAAGAAUUCCGGACAACAUUUAUGAUUACUAUGGACAUUUCUGAACAAAUAAAGCAUGCCGGAAAUCCGUUAGAA